UCAUGUAAUACAUGGGUCUCACAACUAGUCAUCCUAUAAACUAGAUUUUACAAAAUGUUAUUACUUUGUCACUACCACCUAGCUUAUAAAGCAUAAACUAGGUUUUCAACUACUACGCCAAACACAAAGUUAGCCUAAAUAAUUAUCUUAUUAUCAAUACACUUUGUCUUCUUUCUGCAGUUUUGACCAAAUCACUAACAAUGAGUCAACACCCUGUGAAUCAAACAACCACCAACAUAUUCUACAAGACCCGGAUCUGUCACAAGUUUCUAGAGGGAAACUGUGGAAAUUGUGACAAUUGUACUUUUGCUCAUGGACCUAUAGAUUUACAUGAACCCCCACCAAACUGGCUAGAGCUUGUGAAGGAUAAAAGAGGACAAGAUUUGAAUGAUGAUCAAAGAAUCAUAUACCAGAUGAAGAUAUGUCACAAGUUUGCUAUAACCGGUGAAUGCUCUUAUGGAGAAAAAUGUAAUUUUCUCCAUGAAAGUCCUACAAAAUUCAAGGCUCAAAUUACAAAAAGAACAAGUGGGGAUUCUAUGAUCAGGUUUCAGACUAUGGUUGAAUGUAGUCAACCCAAUGGCAGUCAUAUUAUCAAAGUUAGUACUACUAGCAGUGAUCCUAAUGUUAAGUUUUUGAAAAAUAGAAUUUGUAGUAAGUGGGAAAUAACAAGGACAUGUGCACUUGGAGAUAAAUGUCACUUUGCUCAUGGGAUUAAAGAAUUAAAUACACCAGUUGCACCCAUGGAGGUUCAUGGUUCCACUGCCACAAAUUCGCUCCGCUUACCAGUGACGGAAUUGCCGCCUAGUAAUUUUGCCACUGCUAUUCCUUUAAAACAAGGUGAAGGAAGGGGGUUUGCAAAGUUAAGAUUAUCAAAUAAGAAGAUCAAAGGUAUUUAUGGAGAUUGGAUUGAUGAUGAUGAAGAAGACAAGCAAGAUAAUUAA
Lactuca sativa (garden lettuce) is the source of this 941-nucleotide messenger RNA. Its product is annotated as zinc finger CCCH domain-containing protein 39. The record is from RefSeq and is a predicted model, not a curated record. NCBI's taxonomy places the organism in Eukaryota, Viridiplantae, Streptophyta, Magnoliopsida, Asterales, Asteraceae. Gene Ontology annotation, molecular function: mRNA binding; metal ion binding.